AUGGAGCAUACGCAACAGAACGGCCACCCCGAUCACUUCUAUCCCGGUUGUGUGAACGUUUCGUUUGCCUACAUCGAGGGUGAAUCCCUCCUAAUGGCUCUCAAGGACAUUGCCCUCUCGUCUGGCAGCGCCUGCACGUCAGCAUCUCUCGAGCCCAGCUACGUGCUCCGAGCGUUGGGUAACAGCGAUGAGAGUGCGCACAGCAGCAUUCGCUUCGGUAUCGGCCGAUUUACCACAGAGGAGGAGAUUGAUUAUGUCCUUGACGCUGUGAGGAACCGCGUACAACAUCUCCGCGAUAUCAGCCCUCUUUGGGAGCUUGUCCAGGAGGGUAUCGAUCUCAACACCAUUCAAUGGAGCCAGCACUAG
This is a messenger RNA of Parascedosporium putredinis, 366 nucleotides long. The record is from the annotation of a GenBank genome assembly. Lineage: Eukaryota; Fungi; Ascomycota; Sordariomycetes; Microascales; Microascaceae.